AUGAACUAUCUGAGACCCGACAUCAAGAGAGGCAACAUCGAACCUGACGAAGAAGAUCUUAUCAUUAGACUCCAUGCACAACUGGGAAACAGAUGGUCUCUCCUUGCCAAACAUCUGCCGUGCCGAAGUGAUAAUGAAAUCAAGAACUACUGGAAUAACCAUCUCAGAAAGAAACUCGAACACCGAGAAACCGAUCACAAUGCCAACAAUAAUCCGCAACCACUGGAGAAGAAUAAGAAGAACGACAUAAAGAACAAGAGCGAAAUGAAGGACAAGGCCCAUCCUCCAAAGGUGAUUAGAUUGACGUCGUCUCAAAACACAUGGAACUGUGAUAAUUUAGGUGCAAUGGGAGUUUGUGGUGGUCUUGAUGACGAGCUUGUAAUUGAAUCUUCCAGCCAUGAUGGAAGAAAUGAACUUGUUAAAGAUGGUUUGGAUGUUUCACAGCCUGGCUUUUAUAGUAGUAUUCUUGAAGAUCACGGCCUUGAUUUUCUAGACGAGGGUAUGCUGGAAGAGCUUUCAGAGCUCUUAAAAGAAGAUGCAUGA
Messenger RNA from Magnolia sinica, 543 nucleotides. RefSeq names its product transcription factor MYB12-like. NCBI's taxonomy places the organism in Eukaryota, Viridiplantae, Streptophyta, Magnoliopsida, Magnoliales, Magnoliaceae. Bases 1 to 543 code for a protein of 180 amino acids. The transcript has a single exon. The record is from RefSeq and is a predicted model, not a curated record.